Molecule: messenger RNA, 1925 nt
Organism: Malania oleifera
Lineage: Eukaryota; Viridiplantae; Streptophyta; Magnoliopsida; Santalales; Ximeniaceae
Product: glycylpeptide N-tetradecanoyltransferase 1
Exons: 2
Coding region: 1-1305 (434 amino acids)
Biological process (GO): N-terminal peptidyl-glycine N-myristoylation
Cellular component (GO): cytoplasm
Molecular function (GO): glycylpeptide N-tetradecanoyltransferase activity
Source: RefSeq, a predicted model, not a curated record
AUGGUUGAUAGAAACAUUCCACCCGGCUCUCCCAAAGAAAACCCAGAUCCCAAUUCUGAUGCAAAUCCAAAUUUCAAGGAUGACAGCUCACUUGAAACCGUAGUAAAAAAAUUUCAGGACUCCAUUUCUCUUGGAAAGCAACACAAGUUUUGGGAAACCCAACCGGUCGGACAAUUCAAGGAUGUUGGGGACUCAAGCUUGCCUGAGGGCCCGAUCGAGCCCCCAACUCCAUUAUCUGAAGUCAGACAAGAACCCUAUAAUCUUCCGAGCCUUUACCAAUGGACAACUUGCAACCUGGACUCUGAAGAAAUCUGCACAGAGGUUUACAACCUUCUAAGCAACAAUUAUGUGGAGGAUGAUGAGAACAUGUUUAGAUUCAAUUAUUCCAGGGAGUUUCUUCAGUGGGCUUUGCGACCUCCCGGUUACUACCAGAGCUGGCACAUUGGUGUUCAGGUUAAAGCUUCAAAGAAGUUGGUUGCUUUCAUCACGGGUGUGCCAGCUAAAAUUCGUGUUAAGGAUGAAGUUGUUACAAUGGCUGAGGUUAACUUCUUGUGUGUCCAUAAGAAGCUACGGUCGAAGAGACUUGCUCCCGUCAUGAUUAAGGAGGUUACCAGGAGGAUUCACUUGGAGAAUAUUUGGCAAGCAGCUUAUACUGCGGGAGUGGUUCUUCCUACACCAAUAACAACUUGCCAAUACUGGCACAGGUCUUUGAAUCCAAAGAAACUUAUUGAUGUCGGCUUUUCCAGACUCGGCGCAAGGAUGACCAUGAGCCGCACUAUAAAACUGUACAAACUUCCAGAUUCAACAGCCUCUCCUGGUUUCAGAAAAAUGGAGCUCCGUGAUGUUCCUGCUGUCACUCGGCUCAUUCGGAAUUACUUGAAGCAGUUUGUUGUUGCACCAGAUUUUGAUGAAAACGAUGUGGAACACUGGCUUCUGCCAGCUGAGAAUGUAGUGGAUAGUUACUUGGUUGAGAGCCCGGAGACUCACGAGAUCACUGAUUUCUGCAGUUUUUACACUCUCCCUUCUUCUAUCCUUGGCAACCAAAAUUAUUCCACUUUGAAAGCGGCUUAUUCUUUCUACAAUGUUGCCACUCGGACUCCAUUGCUUCAGUUGAUGAACGAUGCACUUAUUGUUGCAAAACAGAAACAUUACGACGUUUUUAAUGCAUUGGAUGUCAUGGAGAACGAGUCUUUUCUGAAGGAGUUGAAAUUUGGACCAGGUGAUGGACAACUUCACUAUUAUUUGUACAAUUACCGGUUACAACGUGCCCUGAAACCAUCAAAACUUGGGUUGGUACUUCUAUAGCAGGAGAUGAUUUUCACUUCGUUUUGUGGCAUGGAUUGAUCAGCAGGAACUAUCAUAAUUAUGUUUCUUUAGUAGAUGGGAAUUUAGCUCCACGUGUUGGUCUUGGUUCUAGAAUCUAGAUCUUUGUUAUUUUUUGGGCAUAAUUAUCUCUUGAAUCCAAAUUAUGUUUGCUUGGUAGCCUAAGGAACUGCAGAAUCAGAAGACUUAUGUUUCUGUAGCUCUGUACUGAGAACCCAUGCCUUCUUUCUACUUUUUUUUUGGUUCCCUGGAAAUCAAACUGAUUCAAGUUCAUAGCAGGUGCUCUGUGUCUGGCUUCCUGUUGACGAAAUUCCUAAAUGGAAUUGCAGUUGUGGUUAUGGAUAAACAAGUCAUCUGAAGCCAUUACUAUUGGUACUCUAACAACCUGUUUGGUUCAAAUGUUCAAUACUCUUUCAGAUCCCUGGAAUUGGAGCAAGGAAUCCUAUAUGUCAAUGUUCUACUCAUGUUGACAAUUAUUCUGUGUGGCUGGCAUUCAAGAUUUUCUGAGAAUCCAAUGUUCUCACAAAAAGCGAGAAUGUGUGGCUAACCCUUUUUUUGGUUGAUUUUUUUGAAUUCUAUGAAAUGACAUUCCAUUUUCUGGU